Messenger RNA from Myripristis murdjan (pinecone soldierfish), 1548 nucleotides. Its product is annotated as tripartite motif-containing protein 35-like. Gene Ontology annotation, molecular function: protein binding; zinc ion binding. Lineage: Eukaryota; Metazoa; Chordata; Actinopteri; Holocentriformes; Holocentridae. The record is from RefSeq and is a predicted model, not a curated record. The coding region runs from base 1 to 1548 and encodes 515 amino acids. The transcript is spliced from 6 exons.
AUGAACAGCCUCCCCACUCUCCCUGACUUUUCUCUUGGGGCUGAGGCAGAGGAGUCUUGCCUGUCGCCUGGAUCUCCAGAGCUGUGUGAGGAACAUGACGAGGGCUUGUCUCUGUUCUGUGUGGAUGACUUGGAGCCUUUAUGUGGGCGAUGUGCUGCCACAGGGAGUCAUACAGGACACAGAGUUUACCCCUUAACAGAAGCUGCAGCUGACUGCAAGGAGGAACUGAGAACAUCACUGGAUGGACUGCAAGAGAAGGUGAUCCGCUUUGAGAAUGUAAUACGGAUUUGUGAACAUGCAUCAAAACACAAUAAGGCCCAGGCUCAGCUUACACAGGGGCAGAUUAAAGAGGAUUUCGAGAAACUUCACCAGUUUUUGAGAGAGGAGGAAGAAGCCAGGCUAGCUGCACUCAGGAAGGAACAUGAGCAGAGGAGGAGAGAGGCAGAAGAAAGCAUGGACAGAAUGACCCAGGCAAUGAAGACGACAGAAGAGAAGAUCCAGCUGAUUGAGGAGGAGCUGGAUGCAGAGGGGGAUGGGGUUAAAUUUUUACAGGGUUACGGAGAGCCGGAGGAGGCUUUUAGACCUCUAAUCGAUGUGGCCAAACAUCUGGGCAACCUCCGAUACGCCAUCUGGGACAAGAUGAAACACAUCACCUGCUACAUUCCAGUGACCCUGGACCCCAGAACAGCUUCCCAAUCUUUGAGGCUGUCUCCUGGGCUACACAGUGUACAGAUGGCCGCCAGGCCAUCCCAAGACCUGGAGCAGCCUCUAGGCACUGCUGUGCCUGUGCCAGCCAACCCUGAACGUUUCCACCCUUACUCCUGUGUCCUAGCGAGAGAGAGCUAUGACUCAGGAAUACACUGUUGGGAUAUUGAGGUUGGUGACAGCAACAACUGGACGAUCGGUGUGGCUGGACAGUCGCUGUGCCGAAGGGAAGAGUUUGAGGCUUGCCCAGAGGCAGGGCUUUGGUGUAUCAGCCUACGGGAGGGCGAGUACCAAGCGCUGACUUCUCCCUCUCAGAUCCUCCACCUUGACAAGUCACACCGCCUUAAGAGAGUGCACGUAAGGCUGGACUGCGAUGAAGGCCAGCUGGAUUUCACAGAUGCUGAUACUGGCCUUCAUCUUUUCACAUUUACACAUCAUUUUUCUGAAAAGGUUUACCCAUACUUUGAGAGUAUAUCAGUUUGUGGCGUCCUUGAAGUGUUGGCACAGAGAGUGCAUGUGAGUGUGGGCUCAGAUCCCAUUCCUGCAGAAGGAGCUGCUAUCAGUGGAGGGGAUCCAGGAGAGAUCAUCGUAAAAUCCACCGACAAGAAUACAUCAACAAAUUUUAGCCAGACCCAGGAAAAGGGAUCCAUCAGUGAGGGUAAAGCUCACAUUGGUGGAUCCACCAGUAACAACCAACUCGCCAAAACCAAACCCACUGGAAGAGAAAGGAAAACAAACAGUAAAACACCAGUCAGCAAGACCAAACUGAGUUACCAUAUCUCAUCACUGAAAAGAGCUUCUAACAUCACAGCUCAUACGUCUGACACAGCCCAACAGAUCUAG